Molecule: messenger RNA, 1048 nt
Organism: Cydia strobilella
Lineage: Eukaryota; Metazoa; Arthropoda; Insecta; Lepidoptera; Tortricidae
Gene: CPR55
Product: activating signal cointegrator 1 complex subunit 2 homolog
Exons: 3
Coding region: 139-975 (278 amino acids)
Cellular component (GO): chitin-based extracellular matrix
Molecular function (GO): structural constituent of chitin-based larval cuticle
Source: RefSeq, a predicted model, not a curated record
UAUUGUGGCUGUUGUAACUUCAGUUUGCCGGCGACAUUAUAAAUACAAGUGGUCGAAGGCGCGGCGCAUAAGUCUGUUGCGAUUGCGCGCGAAGCGACGCGAAGGCGGGAAAAGUUUGACGUUUCCAGAAAAGUCGCCAUGUUUGUUUUGAAGUCUGCACUCCUGCUGGCGGCAUUGUCCUGCGCCGCAUCUCAGCAGGGCCCCACCACGACCCCGGUGCCCAUCCUCAAGCAGAUCAACCGUCAGAAUGACGAUGGCUCCUACAGCUUCGGAUAUGAAGCGGCCGACGGCUCCUUCAAGAUUGAGACCAAGUAUCCCAACGGAGACGUCGCCGGGAAGUACGGAUACAUCGACGAGGCAGGAAAGCAGAGAGAAAUUUCUUACGGCGCGAGCAGUAAAAGGGGAUUCGAGCCGCAAGGAACUGGAAUCAUGGUCCCUCCUCCGACGUUGAACGACCCAUCGUCCCACAACGCUCUCACCGACGGCCAGGAGGAUGACGGCCAGUACCGGGAAGACCCGAAAAUUUACGAAGACCCGAAGUACAACGGCCGCUCCCAAACGCGCCCGAGCGCUAUCAGGCAAUUCUUGAAGCCAUCCCAGCCUGAACCUCAAUACCAACGGCAGACCUAUCAGCAGCCGCAGCAAUACCAGCAGCAGCAGUACCAACCUCAACAGCCGUCUGCGUUCCGCUCGGGUCCACUUUUCUCCCAGAAGACCAGUCUUUUCAACCAGGCUCCUCAAACUUUCCCUCAGGAAAGGCAGCAGAACCAAAUCUUCCACCAGCAGCCCCAGUUCUCUUACCAGAUCACUUCGCAGCCCCAGUACAAUCAGUACCAACCACAAUACCAGCAGCAGUACCAGCAACCGCAAAACUACCAGAAUUAUCAGACACAAAACUACAAUCCUUUCACAGGACACCCGGCGCAGAAUUUCGAUCCCAAUACGGGGUCUUAUACUAUUGACUUCACUGGUUAAUUUUAGUAUUAAAUAGGAUAUCCAAAUAGUGCAAAUCAAGUUUGGCAUGUUAUCAGGCUGGUUAGUUUACAUA